AUGAAAUCGAAAGAAGAGUCGAGUGUAGGUACUUUGAAACGACGCUGUGAAAGUUUAUUCGAUGGGAAUGGACUGCGUAAUGAUGGUCAGUGUGUGCCUGAAAAGAAGAAAAGAUGGUCGAAUAAACAUAUUAGAGAGUCUGAGGCUUUCAAUGCAAAACCCUGGGAGCACAUCGAUCAUGUCAUUAUGAAUCUACCUGCCUCAGCCUUACAAUUUCUUGAUGCCUUUAGAGGUCUUAUCCAUACGAAACACUGGAAAGGUUCUCUCCCAUGGAUCCACUGCUAUUGCUUCAUGAGAUCGAACGAGACAGAGGGCAAAAUAAUAUCAGAGGCAGAGACUGCAUUAGGUGCUAGAAUUCAAGAUCCAAUAUUUUAUAGGAUCAGAGAUGUUGCCCCAAACAAGGCAAUGUUUUGUUUAAGCUUUAGAUUACCAGAGGAAGCAUGCAUUGGUGGCAUACCCGAGACUAAAGUCGACUCGAUGUCCAUGUGGUCGUUGUGUCAGAAUAAACGGACCACCUACCACGAAUUUCUGUCUUGGGCUCAACAACAUGUUAUGGCUGAGGAAUCUAUGUCUGCGCCAACCUUCGAUGUCCUCGAAGGCAAAACGCCAAAAGGAAAAGAGGCCAAACAAGCUCGGGACCCUGUGAAAGAAGCUCAGAACGCACAAAUCUGA
This is a messenger RNA of Striga hermonthica, 672 nucleotides long. The record is from the annotation of a GenBank genome assembly. Lineage: Eukaryota; Viridiplantae; Streptophyta; Magnoliopsida; Lamiales; Orobanchaceae.